CUGGAAAGCAGGGGGAUGGGCAGCGUUAGCAGCAGGAGUCUCCGGGUGCCGCACCCCGAGCCCCCAGCACCUGUCCCCGCCAGCCAGGCGUGUUGGGGCAGCGGCCGCGGCGGGUGCCCAGGUGUGCGCUCGGCCCCAGGAGUCUCGCGGACCUCCAGCGGCCGUCUCCGGAGGCUCGGUGACCACAGCGGCCCCGCCUUGAAAAGAUCCUUUGAGGUCGAGGAGGUCGAGACGCCCAACUCCACUCCCCCGCGGAGGGUGCAGACUCCCCUGCUCCGAGCCACCGUGGCCAGUUCCUCCCAGAAGUUCCAGGACCUGGGAGCGAAGAAUUCGGAGCCGCGGCAUGCGGACGCCCUGAGCCAGCGCUCCCCCAAGGCCGCGCUGCGGAGGAUCGAGCUCGCGGGGCCCAAGGCGGCCGAGCCCGUGUCGCGGCGCACGGAGCUCUCCAUCGACAUCUCGUCCAAGCAGGUGGAGGGCGCCGGCACCCCGGGGCCCUCCCGCUUCGGGCUCAAGCGGGCCGAGGCGCUGGGCCACAAGGCGCCGGAGCCCAGCCCUCGCCGGACGGAGAUCAGCAUCGCCAAGCCCCAGGAGCCUGGGCACCGCAGGAUGGAGACCCCCGCCGCCAAGGCCCCCGAGGUGCCCGCCGCCCCCGCCACCGAGGCAGCCCCCAAGAGGGUUGAGAUCCAGGUGCCCAAGCCAGCCGAGGCACCCGCCUCCCCCACGCCCACCCAGCCCCCGGAGAAUUCAGAGCCCACCCCAGGCUCUCAGCCGCAGAGCAGACUCGAGGCCAAGCCCCAGCCUUCCGCGCCCGAGGUCCUGCUCAGGAGCCAGGAGGCCACCGCGGCAGCGCCCGGCUCCACCGGCGACAUGGCCGACACCCCCAGAGACUCCGGACUCAAGCCAGCCCCCGCGCUGCGGGGUGACAAGGCCCCUGUGGACUUCGGCUACGUGGGGAUCGACUCCAUCCUGGAGCAGAUGCGGAGGAAAGCCAUGAAGCAGGGCUUCGAGUUCAACAUCAUGGUGGUCGGACAGAGCGGCCUGGGCAAGUCCACCCUCAUCAACACCCUCUUCAAGUCCAAGAUCAGCCGGAAGUCGGUGCAGCCCACGGCCGAGGAGCGCAUCCCCAAGACCAUCGAGAUCAAGUCCAUCACGCACGAUAUCGAGGAGAAGGGCGUCCGGAUGAAGCUCACGGUGAUCGACACGCCAGGGUUCGGGGACCACAUCAACAACGAGAACUGCUGGCAGCCCAUCAUGAAGUUCAUCAAUGACCAGUACGAAAAGUACCUGCAGGAAGAGAUCAACAUCAACCGCAAGAAGCGGAUCCCAGACACGCGUGUCCACUGCUGCCUCUACUUCAUCCCGGCCACCGGCCACUCUCUCAGGCCCCUGGAUAUCGAGUUCAUGAAGCGGCUGAGCAAGGUGGUCAACAUCGUCCCGGUCAUUGCCAAGGCCGACACACUGACCCUGGAGGAGAGGGUCUACUUCAAACAGCGGAUCACCGCGGACCUGCUGUCCAACGGCAUCGACGUGUACCCCCAGAAGGAGUUUGACGAGGACUCGGAGGACCGGCUGGUGAAUGAGAAGUUCCGGGAGAUGAUCCCGUUUGCCGUGGUGGGCAGUGACCACGAGUACCAGGUGAACGGGAGGCGCAUCCUCGGGAGGAAGACUCGGUGGGGCACCAUUGAAGUCGAAAACACCACACACUGUGAGUUCGCAUACCUGCGGGAUCUCCUCAUCAGGACACACAUGCAGAACAUCAAAGACAUCACCAGCAGCAUCCACUUCGAGGCCUACCGCGUGCGGCGCCUUAACCAGGGCGACAGCGCCAUGUCCAACGGCGUGGAGGAGAAGGAGCCGGAAGCUCAGGAGAUGUAGGCCCCGCCCGCCCCAGGACCCCACCCCCGACUUCCCUGCGCCCCCACCCAACCCCGGGCCUGCCCACUUGCCCCAUUUUAUUUUAUGUAAUUUUCUUCAUUUGUCGUCAUCCUCCGUCCCUUUUACACGCUGCCAAGUAACAGGAUAACGUGUAUCAUCUUGAGUGUGUUAAUUAUUAGCCCACUGGGGGGUGUGUGUGGUGGUGGGGGUCUCAGAUCCAAGGCCAGGUCUCCGGCCUCCUCUGAGGUCUGGGAGAGGCUGGACAGUGGCCAGAAGGAAGGGACAGGGAAGGACCCAGCCCAGGGAGCCAGACAAGCAAGCUUCUCCCUGUCCGUGCUGACCCUUCCGUCCAGGUGGCCGCGGGGAUGGGGAGCAGGCCCCCUUACUGUGGGGGUGCACCCGGGCCUCACCUCAACAGGCUGCCUGCCCCCCUCCAGCCCCCAAGGCCAUGGCCCCUGAAACCCCUUCCCAUCCCCGCACCCCCACUUGGCGCAGGCGUAACUCAGAGAGCACCCCACCCCACCCCACCCCAAGGGGCAAGAGCCAACUCCACAAGUCGCCGGGUGCCAGUUGCUUAGACGCGGGGAGGCCUGGGCCACCGCCGCCACCUGCCAGCCCGCCCUGAGCAGAAAGUGCCUUCACUCAGCCUUGCACGCGAGCCGCCAUCCCGGGGGGGACAGUGGGACCCGCUGGAGAAGGAGGCGUGUGCGGCUCUCCCCGUCAUGAGCCCCUCGUGUCACCUCCUCCGAUGGGACUGUAACUGCCUGAUUUGCUGGGAUUCAAGUGACGAUUAAAAGGAAGGAAAAGAUGCCCCUGCCCCCCGCUGAUUUUUUGGGAAGGUCCAAGCAGGUGUACCUGGUGGAGAAGCCAAGGAGGAAGGGGGCCGUGGGGGGGCCAAGCUGCUGGUCCCCGCCCUUCUGCGUGUUACUGGGAAGGCGUGUAGGCAUCUCUUCAGUCUUUGGCUUGAUCCAAGACGCUCCAGUUAAAUUAUCACCAGUUAAAACCCACUUUGGGGGGUGUUUGUGCACUCCCGGCAGCCCACCACUCACUUGGGUAAGCAGGGCGUGGUGUAGAAGUCCCUUUGGGCUGGAGACCUGGGCACCCACCCCUCUGGGCCCAGGCACUGCCUCGAACGGGCCUUGUCCCUCCUCCUCAGGGCCCGUCAUGAAGACCCCGCAGGGGCAGGGGCAGGGGGUGGGGACCACAGCCGGGCUGCAGAGCAAGCUCACCCCACCUGGCUGUGCCCCCUGCCCCUCACCCUCCGUCCCCCCUAGGGGACCAGGAGGGACUGUCCGUGCUGUGCCAGUGAGGUCAGGGUCACUCUCUUCCCGUCCUGACCGCCCCGGGGACAUGGAGAUAUCUGGCUCCGGCUGGUGGGGCAGGACGCCGGGGUGCACACUCUCGUUUGUGACGGCAGACCCCCGCUCGAGAGGGAAGCAGUGGAAGGAGAGGGGGCAGAGGCACCCCAGUGUGCAUGCUGGUGUGUGUGUGUGCGUGUGUGUGCAUAAAUGCCACCUGCGACGGGGUUUUCACUCCCUUCCUGCCCAAGAGAGCUAGGGCCCCUCAUCAGACUCCAGGGAAACAGUUUACUCGCUGACUUGCCAUAGUUUUGCCAAAGCCGCCAAGAUGUCGAAGGAAAUGUCCAUCUCCGGUGUCCGGGCCCAGGACCUGGGGCAGCCUUCCCUGCUGGGGGCUCCUUGCCAGCCUCGGGGUUGCUUGGGGGCCAGCAGCAGCCCAGCAAGGGGGGACUGAGCUUUCCUUCUUUGUACCAGAUUUUGAGAAGAUGUUCGUUUCAUUGCGAUCUAUUCCACAAUGGCCUUUUGCUAUGUGCCUCCUGAGAACUUAGUCUCUUUUUGUAUAAAUUACAAAGUGUUGAAAAUGUAUUUCCUGAAAUAAAUGGUUCAAAUGCAAACCCAGAA
Molecule: messenger RNA, 3794 nt
Organism: Choloepus didactylus (southern two-toed sloth)
Lineage: Eukaryota; Metazoa; Chordata; Mammalia; Pilosa; Megalonychidae
Gene: SEPTIN9
Product: septin 9
Exons: 12
Coding region: 16-1875 (619 amino acids)
Biological process (GO): cytoskeleton-dependent cytokinesis
Cellular component (GO): septin complex; septin ring; microtubule cytoskeleton
Molecular function (GO): GTPase activity; molecular adaptor activity; GTP binding
Source: RefSeq, a predicted model, not a curated record